AUGAAGUUGUGGAGGCAGAUUUCUAUUAUUCUGUUUGCCCUUGUGGUAAAUGGACAAAAUGACACUCUCGGUCUCAGCAAUGGGUACACAUCAGUAUCAACAGCCAAUUUCGAUAUCAAGUUUGUCAAGGAUUCGCAGAUUCUUGCUUCGCUGAAACCGACAGGCGAUGGCUUUGAUUUCUUGCCAUUCGAUUAUAUCACCUACCGAGCUUCCAAUGGUCAAUAUCAUAAUGGCGACAUCACAUUCCGCUAUCGUAUUGCUGGCGCUACCAAAUGGGUCUCAGCCGACUCCUCGACAGCGAGGAAACAAGUCAAGAGCGUCAAAGGUGGUCUCGCCGCUGCAGACCUUUCUGCUACGUUACCAUCAAGUUCACCCAUUCGUGUGGUCCGAAAAUGGUCCGAUGUCGAUGGAGACUUGGGACUGGCAUUCACUCUUACAAACACAGCCAAGCAAAGUCUGGAAAUAGGUAGCCUUGGGUUUCCUACGGAGUUCAACAGCAUCUUUACCAAUCGCGCCGCAGAAGAAAUGGCGGCAAAGUGUUCUCUUACAGACCCUUAUAUCGGAAUGGAUGCUGGCUAUCUCCAAGUUACUCCGACAUCUGGAACGGGAGCUGCAUUGAUUGUGACACCUCUCGUCAAUACUAGUACGCCACUCGAGGCGUGGAGAAAUCUCGAUGAGCCCAGUACUGAUCCUCUUUACUAUGGGAGUCAGACUUUUGAAGGCUUUUAUGAAUGGCAGACCCAUAGCAAGGCGUAUGCGAACAACGAAUGGACCGGUGUUACACCUUGGAAUGAACCAAGCUCCAAGACUUUAAAGCCCGGCGAGUCGGUUACCUAUGGUCUGCGAUUCUCCAUUGUUAAAGACGGCAUACGUGGUAUUCAAAAGGCUGUUCAAUCAACAAAUACACCUCUUACCAUCGGCAUUCCUGGUUAUGUCGUUCCUGUUGACUUGACGGCUCAACUUUACGUGUUCCACGGGGAUAUCUCCGAGGUUGUAUCCGAUAACAAUGCAUUCAAGAUCUCGCAAGUCUCGAAAGGCACCCUCAGCUUGACUCCCACCGGAUCUGUCUGGGGUCGGACCAAGGUGACAAUCACAUAUACCAAUGGCAAGGUCCAGACAGUGCACUAUUUCAUCACCGAUUCUGCGCCAGCAGUCAUCAGUAAGCUUGGUAAAUUCUCAACCACUUCUAUGUGGUUUGACGAUACCUCUGAUCCCUUCGGCCGCGCACCCUCAGUCAUGACUUGGGAUCAUUCAACCGGAGCACAGGCUUUACAAGACCCGCGAGUCUGGAUCUCAGGACUCAGCGACGAAGGCGGCGUGAUUUACCUAGCAACUGCAAUGAAACAAUCCGGUCUCAGCAAUGCCGCGGAAAUAGCCAAGCUGGAAACUUUCGCGAGAGAUGUGCUUUCAGAGAAGAUCCAGAACCCAGACUUCACUGUUCGCAAGAGUAUCUUCUUCUAUGAACCUGAUCUAGUUCCUGGGUACCAGUACAGCCAAUCUAUUAAUUGGGGCAACUGGUGGUCGUGGAAUAGAGAUGCAGCUUAUGCGACAGAUCGGGCCUACGAUUAUAUCCAUGUCAUUGGGGCAUAUUGGGCACUGUAUCGCGCAGGACGAGCGGAUGAGUCGCUUCUCAAGGUCAACAAUUGGCAGUGGUACCUUGGUCAGGCGUACAAUACAACAAUCACCUGUUUUGCAACCGACUCGAAUGGCAAUGGUUUGAUCGGGUACUCGCGGCUGGGACUAAUGGGAGAAAGUGUUGUUGGAGAGCUGCUAGCUGAUCUUCGUCGGGAGAGCUGGAUUGGUGAGGCCAAUGCUGUAGAAGCUGCCAUGAAGCUCCGAGCAGAUGCGUGGGACACUGAAGCCGUGCCCUACGGAAGCGAGAUGGCAUGGGAUUCGACGGGCCAAGAGGGAAUUUAUUACUGGAGCAAUUACUUCAAUCUCGCCCAGACGGCAACGAAGACGAUCAACAGUAUCAUCGGGUACAUGCCUACCGUUUCUCACUGGGGCUGGAAUGGUAAUGCCCGAAGAUAUUGGGACUUCAUCUACGGUGGCAAACUACAAAGAAUCGAACGCAUGAUUCACCACUAUGGCUCCGGCCUCAAUUCACUCCCACUCCUUUCCCAAUUCCGCCAAACCCCCAACGACACUUAUCUUCUACGCGUUGGAUACGGCGGUAUAACAGGCCCACUAAGCAACAUCCGACAAGACGGAUCCAUGUACAAUGCCUUCCACUCGUUCCCGGAUACCCUUCGCGGCGACGAUUAUUCGGGAGACUACGGGCCGAACUUCCUCGGCAUGAUGAUCGGAUCUGGUGUGUAUGUUGUGCACGAUCCGGAUGUUGGCCUGGUGACUUAUGGUGGAAAUAUGGAUGUGUCGGGUAAUUCUGUCACGGUUCAGCCGAGGGAUGCUAUUCGUCGUCGUGUCUAUAUUGCGCAGUUGGGUGUUUAUGUGACGAUCAGCGCGGGGCAGAUUGAGGAGUUUACGUUUGAUACGUCUGAUUUGACCUCUUUGAAGCUGACUGCCGUACCUGGUCCGGCAAAGGCGUCAUCUACUAUUGUUUGGGUGGAGACACCUGGUACCACUAAUAAUUAUGUUGUUUCUGGGAAGGCCGUGAAGCAGAGAGGUGGAUGGGCGAUUGAGCUAGGUACUGCAGGCGCCGAUGUGACCAUCUCCAAGGCGUAA
This is a messenger RNA of Penicillium subrubescens, 2682 nucleotides long. RefSeq lists its product as uncharacterized. The coding region runs from base 1 to 2682 and encodes 893 amino acids. Lineage: Eukaryota; Fungi; Ascomycota; Eurotiomycetes; Eurotiales; Aspergillaceae. The record is from RefSeq and is a predicted model, not a curated record. The transcript has 3 exons.